AGAGCAAAUUGGAUAAAAUGAAUAAAGACAACUCUGAAUCUUUGAAAGUACUGAAUGAACAGCUACAAUCUAAAGAAGUAGAACUCCUCCAGCAGAGGACAGAGAUGGAAACUCAGCAGGUGAUAAGAAAUUUAAAUCCACCUUCAUCAAACCAGGAGGUGGAAAAGUUGAGCUGUGACCUGAAGAUCCAUGGUUUGGAACAAGAACUGGAACUGAUGAGGAAAGAAUGUAGAGAUCUCAAAAUAGAGCUACAAAAAUCCAAACAAAUGGAUCCAUCUCAGGAAGACAGUCUGAAGAGCAGAGAUCUCCAAAGACUAAGCAUUUCAAGUGAUAAUAUGCAAAGUGCAUACUGGGAACUGAAGAGAGAAAUGUCUAAUUUACAUCUGGUGACUCAAGUACAAGCUGAACUUAAGAAAGCUGAAAACCCCAGCUGCAAUCAAGAAAGCUUGCACCCCAGCAGGAUGCAUGGAAGACCUUGGGAAAGACAGCACAAAACUGCACUUGACAAAUUUUACUGCAACAUACAAAAGACACGCCCCUCUCUCGCCAAACGGCAAAACUCUUUGUCAUGUCAUGUCUUCCCCUUUACCAGGAGAUGUAAAGGUUUUAUCAGAGAAAGCAGUUCUCCAGUAGUGGACAGAUCAUGA
This is a messenger RNA of Balaenoptera acutorostrata (minke whale), 647 nucleotides long. Its product is annotated as 5-azacytidine-induced protein 2-like. NCBI's taxonomy places the organism in Eukaryota, Metazoa, Chordata, Mammalia, Artiodactyla, Balaenopteridae. Gene Ontology annotation, cellular component: cytoplasm. Gene Ontology annotation, biological process: canonical NF-kappaB signal transduction. The transcript has a single exon. The coding region runs from base 18 to 647 and encodes 209 amino acids. The record is from RefSeq and is a predicted model, not a curated record.